GUGGACCUCACCCACACACAUUAUUUGUCAAUUAAGACAAAGAAGGACACUUCCUACCUCUUUCCUCAUCCUUGUGCUCGACCAACCCCUCCAAGGAGAAGAAAAUUGAACUCUCAAAACACUCUCCAUUGCUGCAACUCGAGCUCAAGCCAUAGAGGUCCAAGGAGGAAGAUUUGAGAAGGAAAAAUCUAGGAAAAGUGUGAAUGAUAAAGGAACUUGUAAAGGGUAUUUCAAGUGGUUUCACAAAGUUGGAAAAGUCGCCGGAGUUGUCGCCGGAGUUGACCAAAAGUCGCCGGAGUUUCACCGGAGUUCAACUAAGAAGGGUAGAACUUCAUAACGCUAGUUCAAGGUUGAAGCUAGGGCUUGCCACCUGCACCUUCCUACGGGUGACAUCAAAUCAAGGAAGACGUGAAAUGGAGGGUAAGCGAAUGGCAACAAGAAAUGACCCUAAGGGACAAGCGUCGGUAGCUUACCUUGAGGCUAGCCGGGCUGUGUCACGAGCCUUUACGGGGAGAGGAAUAGGCCAUGGGGGCCGUGAGGGCCGCCAAGCGGCAAACGCUAAUCAAGUGGGCUCGAUGUGUAACAUGAACACCAGGAGGAACGAACGUAGGCGUCAGGCGAGGCGAGAUCGGGCCACCUCCCAACGUGAUAUGACUGUCAGCCAAACCCAUCCUUGGGCAAACGACCAAGGAGGAGAAAGCACUCUUACGGCACCGGCAUCACCGGUGAAAAAGAAAAGGAACUCAAAGUGGCACACGUCCUUUCCUUACUCCUUAAGACCAUCCAAAUGUUCUAAUUGCUCUCAGAAACAUUUUGGAAAGUGCAACGAGCCCCCGAUGUGCUACAAAUGUGGGAGCACAACCCAUAUGAAAUUAAGUUGCCCAUGGAGGAGGCAACGAGAGACAUUGCAAGCCGAGGAAGGGCUCACCGUGGAAGGAAACCAUACGGAACCAACGAUGAGCAACGCUACGUCCGUCAAUCAAGGCGGGGCCCAAGCAAGGGUCUACGCAAUGACCGAGGCGGAUGCGAGAGCAAACCCGGACUCCGUUGCAGGUAAACACGUAUUCCCAUGUAUUUCUAGGCUUACUUUGGUCAUAUACGUCGUUGGGAUUGAGUGCGGGCCACCCCGGGGUCAAACCGGGUGAGUUAGGCCGAAUCGGGCUGGAAACAGCCACUGCUGGCCAGGCACGCCCGCAGGCACGCCGUGCCUGGCAUCGUGCCUGGAAGGCAGUGGCACCCGAAGAAGAAGAAAAAAAAAAAAAAAAAAAAAAUUGGGCCAGGCACGGCCGCAGGCACGCCGUGCCUGGCGUCGUGCCUGGAAGGCAGUGUGUCCGAAGGAAUUUUUGGCCAGGCACGGCCGAAGGCACGCCGUGCCUGGCAUCGUGCCUGGCCGGCAGUGGCAAGCAGGGUGAGAUUGUUGCACGCA
Cuscuta epithymum is the source of this 1426-nucleotide messenger RNA. The record is from the annotation of a GenBank genome assembly. NCBI's taxonomy places the organism in Eukaryota, Viridiplantae, Streptophyta, Magnoliopsida, Solanales, Convolvulaceae.